AAUAUGCUGCAGACAUUAAGGAGCGUUUUUUACGUUGCGAUCGAUGUGGCGAGAGGCAUGUGCCCUGGGUGGUGCCGUUUGUGGGGAGCGCUGGGUGCAGCUGCUCGCGAACUGGCCGCCGUCCUGAGAAAUACGUGCAUCUCUGCUCAGAUACGAAGUAUAGAGACGGCAGCCUUGGUUUUUACGGAGACCAUUUAUAUGGUAAUAGUCACCUACAGGAAGAUUCCCGUAGUGUGCUCAUGCUUUCAUGCCGGAUUAAAGUUACAAGCAUGCAGUUACGUUUUAUUUCGAGAUCUCUGAUGUUCCUGCGGCAGCUGGGUUUGCAGCCCUCCUGGCAGUUUGGAGAUGUGUAUGGUCUCGAACCCGAGCUCCUCAGCAUGGUACCGAGGCCCGUGUGUGCGGUCCUGCUUCUCUUCCCUGUCACAGAGAAGUAUGAAUCUUACAGACUGGAGGAGGAGGCCAAAAUUAAGCUGCAAGGACAAGAAGUCAGUCCGGAGGUUUAUUUCAUGAAGCAAACGAUAGGCAAUGCCUGUGGAACAAUAGGCCUUAUUCACGCAGUGGCAAAUAACCAAGGCGUCCUGGAAUUUGAAUCCAACUCCGCCUUGAAAAAGUUUCUUGACCAGUCCGGCCCCAUGAGCCCAGAAGAGAAGGCUGCGUUCCUUGAAAGAGAUGAAAGUAUCCGUGUAACGCACGAGUCCAGUGCGCAGGAAGGACAGACAGAGGCUCCAAGUUUAGAUGAGAAAGUGGAUUUGCAUUUCAUUGCGUUUGUGAAUGUCGGAGGACACCUUUAUGAACUGGAUGGCCGUAAGCCUUUUCCUGUUGUGCAUGGGAAAACCACAGAGGACAACUUCCUAGAGGAUGCCACUGUGGUCUGUAAGAAAUUCAUGUCCCGGGACCCUGAGGAGCUCCGGUUCACUGUGGUGGCCCUUUCCAAAGCGUGAGGCUCCUGACUCUCCUUUCCUGAGCUGAAAGAGUAUUACUGCCGACCAUUCUCAAGUGCUGAACACUUAAGGAAUUAAUUCUUUUUAUAUAAAUUGGGUUGCAAUGGUGAUUCAAAUAACUGAAGAUUACAAAGAAACUCAAGUUCUGCAAAAUUCAGAUUAAAGAACUGAAUAGAAUAUAAGUGCACAAUACAGUUUUUGAAAAAUAUUUGUAUGCUAUAAUUUAUAUCACUAACUUAAUUGAGUGCCAUUGUGUUGUUCUCCCACCAAAAAAACAAUAAAGCUAAUCUUGGUUA
Brienomyrus brachyistius is the source of this 1237-nucleotide messenger RNA. RefSeq names its product ubiquitin carboxyl-terminal esterase L3 (ubiquitin thiolesterase) (gene uchl3). The record is from RefSeq and is a predicted model, not a curated record. The transcript has 8 exons. Gene Ontology annotation, molecular function: cysteine-type deubiquitinase activity. Gene Ontology annotation, biological process: protein deubiquitination; ubiquitin-dependent protein catabolic process. Lineage: Eukaryota; Metazoa; Chordata; Actinopteri; Osteoglossiformes; Mormyridae. The coding region runs from base 240 to 941 and encodes 233 amino acids. Gene Ontology annotation, cellular component: cytoplasm.